Molecule: messenger RNA, 5298 nt
Organism: Lolium perenne
Lineage: Eukaryota; Viridiplantae; Streptophyta; Magnoliopsida; Poales; Poaceae
Biological process (GO): regulation of gene expression
Cellular component (GO): peroxisome
Molecular function (GO): zinc ion binding; nucleic acid binding; RNA nuclease activity
Source: RefSeq, a predicted model, not a curated record
UCCUCCCGGCCCCUAUCCCACCCUUCCCGAGCCCGGCCAGCUGCUCAAUCCCCUAUGGCUGCGCCCUCUCUCCCAGAUUGCUUAGCGCCAGCGUCGGCUGGCCACGAUUCGAUUUCUUCCAAGCGAAUCUUAAGGAGCUCAAGAACCAGCAGGCCGAUCCCCUCCGCCUCUACCUGCGCCAAAAUUUUUACCUCGUAGAUCGGGAAGGUGGCCGGCCGCCCGCGGAUGCCCGCCUCUAGAGCCAUGUCUCGGCGAUGUUGCCUCAGAGAAAGCGCAUCAGGCGCAACAUCUAGCCACGACGGAACGCCCCAAGGAGCCAGCGAUCUUGGAGGCCUCACACCACUUCUGACGGGGUUACCGUCACCGGAACCUGGACCGCCCGUACCCCGUCCGGGCGAAUUCUCAUCUAAACCAAGUAGAGGCCGCACCUCCUGUGGGGCGAGCUCGCCAUCACCUGAACCACAUGGAGGCCGCACCUCCUGCCAACGGGUUCUCUCUAGAACUAUGCGGUGUCUUGACCAGCGUAGUCCCGCGUGUUUCGAUGAACAAGAAGCAGCCCAGACCGCUCUGUCAUGCGUCUGAUUCGUGUAUUGCAAUCUUUCUGGUUUUCUUCAUAGCCGCUCACCAGUGAACAGGAUGUGGUCAAUUGGAGAGGGAGAACCAACCUGGACCGCCCGUACCCCGUCCGGGCGAAUUCUCAUCUAAACCAAGUAGAGGCCGCACCUCCUGUGGGGCGAGCUCGCCAUCACCUGAACCACAUGGAGGCCGCACCUCCUGCCAACGGGUUCUCUCUAGAACUAUGCGGUGUCUUGACCAGCGUAGUCCCGCGUGUUUCGAUGAACAAGAAGCAGCCCAGACCGCUCUGUCAUGCGUCUGAUUCGUGUAUUGCAAUCUUUCUGGUUUUCUUCAUAGCCGCUCACCAGUGAACAGGAUGUGGUCAAUUGGAGAGGGAGAACCAGAGGCUGUGCCUGAUGGCUUUGAGCACUGCAGCUCCAAAAUAAGUCAAGAAAUCUGAAGCGGCUCUAGCAUUUACACACACCUACAGAGAGCUUGGGAUUAUUAGUUCUUACUAGAUUUCAACUUAACCAUUGUUAUGGAUGGUGAAACAAUCAAGAGUUGACAGAGAGGGAGUAUUGAACUGCAUACCAGAGACGAUGUGCUACUUUGAAGCUGCAGCAGCUAGAACUCGAGAUGCUAAAUUGGAGAUUUUUCUCCAAUGAUUAAAGCCUCGUGGUGGAAGACUGAGCUAUUGAGGGCAAUGAGUUGACAGACUUUUUAUUUACUCAAUGCGGUGGAAGAUUGGAUCAGGGAUAUAUUUACAUUUUCGAAAAACAAUUUUGCUUUGUCUGUUCUUAAUUAUACAUGUUUCCAUGAGGUGAUAGACUUUUUCAUAGUUCAACCAACUACUCAUUUUGUCUAAAUUUUCAAUUUCAGAUUGGUGUUUGCUCGGUAGUUCGAAUCCACAAUUUGUUUGCCUCCACGCCUACUACUAUCCAUCAAGGCAUAUCGUCGUUGCCUUGCGAAUCCACGCCAAGUCCGCCGGCCGCCGCAAAUCACAAACGCCCCGAAGACUCACGCACCUCUCCGCCGACGAAAUCCUUCGGCGGCGCAGCGGCGGCCGGCGAUGGGGGAGUUCGCGGCGGCCAAGACGUCGGUGUGGUGGGACAUCGAGAAUUGCUGCGUCCCACGCAGCUGCGACCCGCAGCUCAUCGUCCAGAACAUGAGCUCCGCCCUCGCCGCCGCCGGCUACAGGGGCCCCAUCUCCGUCUCCGCCUACGGGGACACCAACGGCAUCUCCCAGCCCGUCCUGCACGCCCUCUCCAGCACCGGCGUCUCGCUCAACCACGUCCCCGCCGGCGUUAAAGAUGCAAGUGAUAAGAAAAUCUUGGUUGAUAUGCUGUUCUGGGCUCUUGACAAUCCUCCACCAGCAAAUUAUCUGCUCAUCUCCGGUGACCGGGACUUCUCUAAUGCCAUUCAUAAGCUUAAAAUGAGGCGAUACAAUAUUUUAUUGGCAAAUCCUCCAAAUGUGUCUCAGACCCUUAUUGCUGCAGCAAAGAGUGUUUGGCUCUGGAAAAGCCUUGUCGCUGGAGAACCACCAUUAGCACAGUCACCAUACAUAAGCAGCACAUCAAGUGGCAAUAAGGUUGAUUUGGAUAAGUCAAAGAACAUAGUGUUAAGUUCAUCAGACGUGACUCAAGAUACCAACCAUGAGGUGCAGAAUAUUUUGUGCGAUCCUCAAAGCGAUGCCAAUGGCAAGGCAGAUAAGAAAUCUGAAGUUGAGCAACCUCGAGAAAUGAAGACAGACAAACUGUCUAAAGCAGCAAGGAGAAAGCAGCUGAAGAGGAGUAACCCUGGGGGAAGCGAGCUUACUAAGCAAACUGUUUUCAAGAAGUCCAAGAAGUCCAAGAAGGCCAAGAGAGCUAAAAGAAAGCGCUUGAUCUGCUUUAGGUGUGGUGACAGACACUGCGCUGUAGAGUGCACCUUUAGCGGUGACUGUCAGUGGUGUGGAAAACCUGGCCACAAGGACCUAUUGUGCAGAGAGAACCCACACAGAAUUGUGAGGCGGAUUCCACAUUACCGACCAAGCCAAGGGCAGGGGAUGAUCUGCUUCAAGUGCGGUGUCGUUGGACACUGUGGUGCUAAGUGCACCUAUAUCGGUUCCUGCCACCAUUGUGGCCAUUUAGGCCACAUGGAGAGUGUGUGUAGACAGAACCCUGAUAGCAUCAUUAAGUGGGAGCAAGUACAAGUACAUGCAGAUGGCAAUGCUAAGUCCUUUCAGGAGUCGGUCCACAUGACUGUUCAUGCUUCUUAGUUGCACCAAACUUGGGCACCGUCCCUGGGGUGCUUCUUGCAGGUGACUCCUGCUGUACCAACUCCAUUCCCGACUUCUGCGGCUCCUGCACUGCCACAUACAGGUGUUGCAGCUUCUUCUUCCCCAACUCAAUCUGGAGUCUGUGCCAUGCUGACUUCUGUGUCGUUGGGUAAACCAGACGUGGUGCCAUGAUCGACAUCUUCAGCCCUUUGUAUUGCUUCGUCUCUUCUAGCUUACCGACCAAUCCUGGUACAGUAUCAUCAAGUGGGUACUUCUCAGCUACUUCCUGAUUGGACACAGCCCCCACAUAUCGGCGUUGCUGUUUCUUCUACCCCAGCUCAGUAUUGAGUCUGUGCCACCCAACUGAUGUGUCAUGUGGUAAACCAGACGCAGUGCAUUAACUGACAUCUUCAUCUCUUCGUCCUCCUGCGGCUGUUCUAGCUUACAGAUCAGUCCUGGGUGGUCAGUAUCAUCAAGUGGGUACUACACCGCGUGGGAGCCACACACCCUGUAACACCGCUGUUCCCUGCUCGCCGCGGGGAUGCCGCAGCACCUCGCCACCACAUGAGGGAAGGACCUCGCUGCCGCCGUCACCCUCUGGGCUUUGCCCAGCGGUGAGCUCCGGCGGCGGUGAGGGGAUGGAGAGGACAGGCGAGCGCCGCCGGAAUUUACGUGGGACAGUUUCGUGUGGCUCACCCUCUUUUCCGUGGGGUAGUAGUGAUCACAGGCUCGAGUGCCGUAUAUGUUUUGCACUUAAUAUUGAAUUCGUUAUGUGGAAUGUUUGCUCUCACAUUGUGUUUAGGAUCUGCAUACUUUCAAUUGUCUCAUCUGUGUCCAUAUAAGCAUGUUUAUGGGAGGUUUUGCCAAUUUUUUUAGUGGAAUAUUGUUGUUUUGAGCUGGAGUGUGUGAUAGCAUCUCUGCUUGUGCAUAGCCGGUAUUACAUCAUUGCCGAGUAUUUUCACUCGCAUCGAUCUCCUAAUUCCUAUUUAUGCUCAGUUUAUUCUCUUGCUACAUCCUGUUCCUCAACAUGUACUUACUGUUACUAAAAUUAGAUGUGAUGUGAAAGUUCUCAUGCCAAUCCUUCUAUGUGAUAAAUGAUUUCUUAUACUCCCUCUGUUCCUUGAUAUAAGGUGUAUAGUUUUUCCGAAAAAAGCUCCAAAAUAUAAGGUGUAUUGCGUAGAACUACUCAUUUGGACAUUUUUUACGGAUUUGAUUGCAUUUUCUUAGCUCAUUCAAACUCCUCUAUUUUCUCAAAGCAAUAAUUCAGGGGUAAUCUUGCCCAAAACUCAUGAAAUUUUGCCCUCAAUGUGCGUUUCUUAAUUUCCGUGCCAAAAACUAUACACCCUAUAUCUAGGAACGGAGGGAGUAGUAUGUUAGGUUUUCUCUACUGAGAUCAUGAUGGUUGUGUGCAUUCCUUGAUGCAGAGGCCGGGAGGUUGUCCCUUUAUGGAAAAUAAACAUGAGGUCACGUUUUCAUUAAAUACAUCAAUCCUAGGUGGUGUUUAUGUAUUUCAGCUUAAAUGCUUUGCUAAUACAGCUCAGGGAUGAAUACCAUCCCUAUAAUUUUGCGUUUAUCUCUGCAAAGAAUCCACCUGAUAUUGAUGGCCCUCUAGUGAAGGCGUAACUGGCUGGAUAUGGUUACGUACUUCUAGCCUUUGGCCUUUUUACUAGAUAUUUUGGUUGCCCGCAUGCAAAUCAUAUCUGUUGAAGGAUAUUGUGCGCUAAUUAUUUGUGUAGGCUGUACAGUUAUGGUAUCGUUGAGUUUUUGGCCUGGCUUUACGUUAUGGUUUUGGUAUCUUUCGCUGUAGCUCAGAAUUUUAGUUUUCUUCUCAGGUUGUUUUGGUUGUAGAAGACUUAUGUUGUUUUGAUGCCUUCUUAGUACAAGAUGAUGUUCACUUGGGUUUGAUUUUAAAAUGUUUCACUUCAUUUCCUGAUAUUCAGUUGACGCGAACCCUGAACAAUUUAUGCAUGUUGACCUGAAGUUUCAAGUUAUUUGCACUUUUCACUAUCAUAUCUAAUAUACUAAGAGGGAACAACUUCUAUUUUGUCGGAAUUUUGAGGCCUACUCUGAAUAAACGUGGUAUUGACACGUAGCAUGUUUCAAGGGUUUAGUUUCUGCUGGUUUUCUCUGCGUGCAGUUUAGGUUCUCUCUAAUAUUUUUUUGGUGCAGUUCUGAUUGCACGCUUCCUUGCGCCUUUUGAUGUGUCGGUGUCGCUGGUGUGACUGUAGUCGCGUGCUGUUUCUUCACGUGUUGGUUAAGCAAGUCAAAGCGGUGCUGCAUGCGUGUCCCACCACGAGCAUCUCCAUUGUUUUUUUUUUGGCAUCGUAGCGCACAGACUCAUCCUCCUCCCGAGUCCCUAUGGAUUCGAGUUGGGUGGCUUCCGUAGAUUUCCAAGGAUAAUAUCUCCUCAAAUCCACCGUCUUCGCUAAAGUGGCUGUCAAAAAAAUUAUCCUCGGUAAAGGGAGGGGAGGGUUCGUGCUCCUGUC